AUGGCCCCACGCAGAGACGGUCGUCCCAACAGCCCGCGCAAGCCGAGCACGGCACGGAACACUCGUCAGGACUGGACGCCGCUGCUGCGCGCAGAGCUCGUGCACCUCCACCUCAAUGUCUUCCGCUGCCACUGGAGCAUCAUCUCCCACCGCAUCGGCCGGUCCGCGGUAGCAUGCCGCAUCAGGUUCCAUCGAGAGAUGCGAGAGCAGGGGUACAUGACCCUGCCGCAGGUGGCGGCGAGGAGGUACGCACGACUGCGCGAAGAGGCCAUGCUGGCGGCGUUUGAGCGCAUGACGGUGGCGGGUACCAUGGCCGUCGGGAACCUGCUCAACCCCAUGUAG
Messenger RNA from Saxophila tyrrhenica, 342 nucleotides. RefSeq lists its product as uncharacterized. Bases 1 to 342 code for a protein of 113 amino acids. The record is from RefSeq and is a predicted model, not a curated record. Lineage: Eukaryota; Fungi; Ascomycota; Dothideomycetes; Mycosphaerellales; Extremaceae. The transcript is spliced from 3 exons.